Pyricularia grisea is the source of this 861-nucleotide messenger RNA. RefSeq lists its product as uncharacterized. The record is from RefSeq and is a predicted model, not a curated record. NCBI's taxonomy places the organism in Eukaryota, Fungi, Ascomycota, Sordariomycetes, Magnaporthales, Pyriculariaceae. Gene Ontology annotation, cellular component: mitochondrion. The transcript has a single exon. Bases 1 to 861 code for a protein of 286 amino acids.
AUGGCUUCCUUGUUAAAAAGUACUGUCCCUAGGGCAGCAAGCCCCUUGAGGCUGCCAAUAAAACAACCCCUAACUUGCCUCCGGCUGCCGUUACCGCCCAAGAGGAACCAGUCAACUACUUCCCGGAGCUCAGCCUCAGAAACCCAGGCUAUGCCCUUAGGGCGAUACUACGACAUUCUCCUCACCGACCCUCCGCCAUACAGACAUCUCAACCCUUUGAGGCCGCCGUCAUCCGCGGCCCAAGAACCCAAGGAGCCAGGGGAGAGCACCACCUCCGCCAAAUCAGCAGAAACCCCGGCCCCUUCGCCAUCUCCGACGCCAGCGCCGCCACCUACAGACGCUGCCGAGAAGGCGCGCAUCGUGUUUGGCUCGGCGCUCGCCGGCCCUGCCGCGCGUGCCGAGCGCCUGAGGCAGAUGCGCGAGAAGGGCAAGAUGGUGGCCGGCGUCCUGGUGCCGCCCAAGCCCGAGGAGCCGGACCACUGCUGCAUGAGCGGCUGCGUCAAUUGCGUCUGGGACGCUUUCCGUGAGGAAAUGGAGGAGUGGGUGACUGCCAACGCCGAGGCAGAGAGGCGGCUGGCUGCUGCUGCCUCUGCUUCAAGCUCCCCCGCUCCCAGCAAAGCCCCCGCGAAGAAGCCCUCUCCCAGUCCCAGUCAGGCUACCGUCGUCAGUAUGGAUGAUGAUGGUGGCGGUUCCGAGACUAAUUGGAAUGUUGGAGAGGCAAAGCCAGACGGUGUCAAGAUUUCCAAGGAUUUAUGGAGCGAUGAUCUCUAUCGGGAUAUUCCAGUAGGUAUCAGGGAAUUUAUGAAGCAGGAGAAAAAGCUAAAGGAGAAGCACAAGCGUGAGGGCACAACUGGUGGCUGA